CUGUGUAAUUGCGGCUUUAUAAAGGGUAUAAGAUCAAGUAUGAAAUGCUUCAGGAUCAAAUUUAUCAUAUUUGUUUGGUGUGUGAAACAGGUAGAGAAUGGUUUUUUCUUUGGCUCUAGUAAGCUGGAUUGGAAGUCUGCACGUGACGAUUGUGAGGGGAGGGGAAUGCGAUUGGUCUGCCUAAAGAACCUUACAAUGUAUAGAGCUGCCAAGUCCUACUUACAAACGCUGACCAGUUUAUCUGAUGACGUGUGGAUAGGACUCCGCACAUACUCCACCUCUCCACCUUAUAUCUACCAACAUGUUGACAACGAACCUGCUGAUUUCUUUAAAUGGAACACCAAUAUUAACGAGCCCGAUGACCAGGACUCAGCUUUGUGCAUCAGACUGUAUAAAAGUUCACUGACCUACGGGACGAAGGGAUGCUCUCAUAAUUACCACUACUUAUGUGAAGAUGUACCAGUCAGCGGUCUUUGGUCGGAAUGGACCACGUGGUCUGCUUGCAGUGUCACCUCUGGUGACGGAUCUCAGUCUCGAUUUCGAUCCUGUGAUUCUCCACCCCCGUCCAACGGCGGCACUGAUUGUAUGGGAGUAAAUACCGAGGACAAGUUUUGUAGUAUAGUCGUUCCAGUUAAUGGAGUUUGGUCUGUGUGGAGUGAAUGGUCGAACUGCAUACCUGUCCAGUGUGGGGUUGGAAAUCGAACGCGCUCUAGGUCAUGUGACUCCCCUCCGCCGUCAAGUGGCGGUAAACACUGUGAGGGGUAUCCCGGAGAGAGCGAGGAAUGUAAUACCAUAACCUGUUUAUCAAAUGAAUAUUUAACCUGUGAUUAUUUCGAAGAAGUAAGUACCGUUUCUUUGGAGGAAAAAAUUGAAAAUAUAACGAAUAGACUGGCUGUGAAUAAGAGCAUCCUUUCAUCGGAAGUACGCAAGAAGACCUGCGCAGAAGACCCGCGAACGUCAUCUAAAUACAUGGGAUUAGUGGCCAUUGUGUUUCUUGGAAUAUCAUUUGGACUACUUCUGGUUUUGGACUUUUCUUCAUUUCUGAGAUAGGCUUAUGAAAAAUUCAAUGCGAAAUAAUAAUGUUAUUAAAACUAUUCUUUGCAGUUACAAAACAGUCAAACUUUUGACAUUGUUAUUACUUAAGAAAUAGGGUAUCAUUUUUGCAUGUAUAUCAGGAUAAAAAUACGGGUUGGUCACGUAUAAAAAUCUCAUUUAGCUGGAAGGGCUAUUCAGAAUUUAUGGAAGACUUGAUUACUUACCAACCCGUAUUCAUGCCCUAAUAUUCAUCCAAAUAUGAUACAUUUUUUUAUUCUUACAUUUGUUGCAAAUUAAUGCGAUAAUAUCGCCCAUACUUAAUGUUUUUGUUUUGACCUAGCACAAAUUGUUCAAUAUUAAUGAA
This is a messenger RNA of Magallana angulata, 1399 nucleotides long. Its product is annotated as netrin receptor unc-5-like. The transcript is spliced from 6 exons. Lineage: Eukaryota; Metazoa; Mollusca; Bivalvia; Ostreida; Ostreidae. The coding region runs from base 40 to 1050 and encodes 336 amino acids. The record is from RefSeq and is a predicted model, not a curated record.